Apodemus sylvaticus (European woodmouse) is the source of this 883-nucleotide messenger RNA. RefSeq names its product collagen triple helix repeat containing 1 (gene Cthrc1). NCBI's taxonomy places the organism in Eukaryota, Metazoa, Chordata, Mammalia, Rodentia, Muridae. Bases 1 to 738 code for a protein of 245 amino acids. The record is from RefSeq and is a predicted model, not a curated record. The transcript is spliced from 4 exons.
AUGCACCCCCAAUGCCGUGCCGCCUCCCCGCAGCUGCUGCUCGGCCUCUUCCUCGUGCUGCUGCUGCUACUGCAGUUGUCCGCACCGUCCAGCGCCUCUGAGAAUCCCAAGGUGAAGCAAAAGGCGCUGAUAAGGCAGCGGGAGGUGGUAGACCUGUAUAACGGGAUGUGUCUACAAGGACCAGCAGGAGUCCCUGGCCGCGAUGGGAGCCCUGGGGCCAACGGCAUUCCUGGUACACCUGGAAUCCCAGGCCGGGAUGGAUUCAAAGGAGAGAAAGGGGAGUGCUUACGGGAAAGCUUUGAGGAAUCCUGGACUCCCAACUACAAGCAGUGCUCGUGGAGUUCACUGAAUUACGGCAUAGAUCUUGGGAAAAUCGCGGAGUGUACAUUCACAAAGAUGCGCUCCAACAGCGCUCUGCGAGUUCUGUUCAGUGGCUCGCUUCGGCUCAAGUGCAGGAAUGCAUGCUGCCAGCGCUGGUAUUUUACGUUUAACGGAGCUGAAUGCUCAGGACCUCUCCCCAUCGAAGCCAUCAUCUAUCUGGACCAGGGAAGCCCAGAGUUAAAUUCAACUAUCAAUAUUCAUCGCACUUCCUCUGUGGAAGGACUCUGCGAAGGGAUUGGUGCUGGAUUGGUAGAUGUGGCCAUCUGGGUUGGUACCUGUUCAGAUUACCCCAAAGGAGACGCUUCUACCGGAUGGAAUUCUGUGUCCCGCAUCAUCAUUGAAGAACUACCAAAAUAAAGCCUCUCAAGUUUCCAUCCCCUGACUCCUUUACUUUUUAGGUCAAGCCUUUGAAUGGUGCACUUAAAUGACAUUAAAGAAAUCACUUUACAUGCUCAGCUGAAUGAAAAAGCAAAGUUAAAGAUGUUUACAGACCAAAGUGUGA